Messenger RNA from Psilocybe cubensis, 861 nucleotides. RefSeq lists its product as uncharacterized. NCBI's taxonomy places the organism in Eukaryota, Fungi, Basidiomycota, Agaricomycetes, Agaricales, Agrocybaceae. The record is from RefSeq and is a predicted model, not a curated record. The coding region runs from base 1 to 861 and encodes 286 amino acids. The transcript is spliced from 2 exons.
AUGGACAGCAAAGCUAGUACGCAAAAGGCACUCAAAUCGUUGGCCAUAGUCAUAAAAGCAGGACGAAAGACCUCUUCUUUACCAUCCAUCGGCCACUUUGUCCGCGAACUAGAGCUGCUGAUUAUAGGAGACAGGGCGUACUAUCACUAUCGAGAAGGAGCUCUUCGCCCUCGGGCCCACAUUCCCAAAUGUUGGGGUGCAGAUGCAGAUUCAGUUCUAGCCUACAUUCUCCGGAACCUCUUUCAGACUGGUUCCUCAGCGAAUGUCUUGCGGAUGAUGUCACCUGGACCUUCCAGACUUACCCUCAGGCUUAACGUUGACGACCCAUAUUCCCCAGUAGGCCAGCGUGAUAGGUUUUCUUGGAGGUUGUUCAGUCCAGAGAUACAAAAAGCACUAAACAACCUUGUUCAAUCUUCUCAGUUGAAUAGUGUCCACUUGGAUUCUGUCAAGGAUAUACCAAAGAGCUUCGUCGGCAAACGGGAAGUCAAGGAUGUAAACAUUGUCAAUAGCUCUAUUGAGCAAGAACUGGAUAUUGUCAAUAAAAAUACUGAGUCCUUAUUCCUUGAAUCUCUUAACGUUGGCCCCAUUGUUACAUCGAGAGACCUCGGACUCCCGGCUAGCCUACCAACAUUCAACAUCCCCACUGCACAAUUAUAUCUCCCCAAUCUGACGAGAUUGAUGAUAUGCCAUAUUAUUUCACGCCACAUAGAGUUUCAUUCACUCGCGUCAACAAUAGCCACCCUGAAUGACAUUUUGCACCAUGCUCCGCUUCUGAAGGUGCUAUCCAUCGAGAUUAAAAAAGAGAAUGAAGGUAAUCUCGAACACCUCGCGAUAUCUCAAGCCAACACGACACAGACAUAG